AUGACUCCAUCCGCCCCAAACAGCCUCUCGUAUUUCACCGCAAAGCCAAAACACGAGCUGAAGAGUCUCUGUAAAGCUCUGGGCAUCUCAGUGAGCGAGGGUACAAAGGGCGCGAGAGUGGGUGUACUCGCCAACCGGCUCGCAAGUUUCCAUGCGGGAGGUACCCCUCCCCUGUCCCGCGCCGCCAAGGCAUCCAAGAAGAGGCAGGCUGUUGCCGACUCCGCCUCGUCGUCCCUAUACGACCCGGGGGUCUCGACCGACAUUCAGUCCUUCAGAGGCGCACCCCACGACCUCCAAACCAUUGACCCCAACCUCCUCAUGUUCGGAGGCCCGCUUGCCCAGAACCGUUACCCUGCUGCCACCACUUCACAGGCUUCCAGCACCCAGGACGCACCCCACGACCUCCAAACCAUUGACCCCAACUUCCUCAUGUUCGGCGGCCAGUCAACGCCCACCUCGUUGAUCAGCUUCUCGGCGACAGCAGUGCAUCGUAUCCCUGCCCAUUCCUGGUCUGCAGAGGGGAGUCAUUCUCGCCGGCCGACGUUGCCGACCACCUCAUUAUCAAGCACGGCCAACGUCUGCGGGGAAGGAACCAAGCUGGAGUGA
This is a messenger RNA of Apiotrichum porosum, 606 nucleotides long. RefSeq lists its product as uncharacterized. Lineage: Eukaryota; Fungi; Basidiomycota; Tremellomycetes; Trichosporonales; Trichosporonaceae. Bases 1 to 606 code for a protein of 201 amino acids. The transcript has a single exon. The record is from RefSeq and is a predicted model, not a curated record.